AUGGCUGCCGGAACAAGRGGGUUCCAGACUGGUAGAGAUACUAGAAUUGUAAGCACAGGUGACACAGAUGAUGAAGAUGAGUUAGAACUCUUGAGGGAGGCAGCACUUAGAUCCAUGGCAAACAAAAAAACAGUUGUAGAGCAUCAGGCAAUGGAUGUUAAUGAUCAAGACGAUAGUGCUUCAUCUACAAGCACAGAAUAUGAAGAGAUCUCAUUGAACAGUCCACAAGACAGUUCUUCAGAAUCAAGUGAUGAAAUGCCUACAGACAAAGAACUAUCAGAAACGAAUAACAUUAUUAACAUUGACAAUGCUACACCUGUUUAUUCUGAUAAUACAAAAUCUCAUGAGCAAAUUGAAAGCUUAACUAUUACUGUUGAAAAUGAUGAUGAAAGUGAUGAAAGUGAUGAAAGUGAUGUUGAUGAAAGGAAUGAAAGUGAUGAUGAAGAUUAUGAUCAAAUUGUAGAAGACAAUGAAGAACAUGAAACUGUUAUGGAUGGUCAAAACCAGGAUGAAGAACAAUCCUCCUCUGAGUCAAUUAAUAAUGAUGAAAAUGAAAUAGUUUCUGAAGAAGAAGAGCAAGAAGAAUCACGGCUAUAUGACAAGCAAAGUAACCACAUUGUGUAUGAGAAUGAAACUGAUGAAGAAUCUCCAGAAAAUAAAGUAUUUGGUAUGUCAGAUACUGGCUUAGAAAAAUCAAGAACAGACAUUGUUGCCAAUAAAGUAAGUGACAUCACUAGUAACGAAAAUAUAAACACAACAAAAACCUCUCUAGAGACAAAUAAAAGGGUGCUUAUGGGCAAACAAAAUCAUAUUGRAAAAAAAUCUUUGUCUCCAAUAGUCUGUAGUAGUAAGGAAGCUGACAGAACUCAUGAUUCAUCAAAAGUUUCUGACAUUAGUAAGAGCGAUAAAAGCAGUGUAUCUUCAAAUGUUUAUUCACCUAAUAGCAAUGUUAACWCUGUUGAUACUUCAAAAAGUGUACUUGAUACUACAAAAAAAGGCAAUGACAGACUUCAAAAUCAAUCUUUGAAAAAAGGUUUCAAGGAAAAUGACAAAGGAACUAAGAAAAAUAUUAGUGAGAAACCAGAACCAAAGUCAGUUGUAUCAGUACCAAAACCGAAGGAUGAAGACUUGCACACAGACCAGCUUAGUAUCGGAGGAAGUAGUUCAGACUCAUGUGAUGAACUUGAUGAGGAACUCAGAAGAAAAAGUAUAGAUUCAAAGGUUACCCCGAAAGUUUUAACUAAAAAAAGUAUAACAACAAAAAGUGUAUCUUCCUCUCGGAAACGGUCCAGAUCACACAGCCCAAAUGCAAGGCAGARAAGCUCAUCUCGAGAAAAAAACUCUCACUAUGUUCAUAAAGACAGAGGUUAUUCCAAAUCAGACAGAAGUUAUAAUAGAACAGAUAGAUUUUCAAGAAGGAGCAAAAGUCCUAACACAAGGAGUAAGUCGCCCUUGAGGAGGACCAGAAGAAGCCAUACUCCUGCACGGAGGGGYAGAAGCCCAGGCAGAAGAAGUAGGAGUCCAAUGCGUCGAGAAAGAAUUCCUCAUAGAAAAUCCAGAUAUAGCAACAGUCCACAAAGAGAGAGAAAUACAGCACGAAGGAGAAGGAGAAAUAGCCGCAGUAGCUCACCAAGGAAUAGAAACACUAUUCGAAGUAGAACUCCAGAAAGAAGGUCUGAAAGUCCCGUUAGAAGAAGUAGUCUUAAUCAAAAUAGGCAAAAGGGUGAAAGUACAAACAGAAGAAAUCCAAGGACCCCAAGUCCUGACAGGCAUAGGAAAAGAAAAGAAAGAAGUAGUAAUGAGAGUUCAAAAAGAAAUUUUGAAACCAGUAUUCAGGUUUCUUCUCCACCAAGAUCAAAACACCGAAAUCAGUCACCAUCACCCUCUAAAAUAUCUAUAAACAGUAAAGAAAACUCUCUUGUACAUACACAUCCAUCAGAAAUUGAAGAUAAAGAAGUAACUAUGAUUAAAGACACUAAGAGAGCUAAGCUUUCUGUAAAAGAGGAAAAUAAAGCCGUUGUUAACCAAAAAGAUGCCCGGAAUCUCAUCAAAAAGAAACCAGUUGCAGUUACAGCUGUAAAGAAUAUCAAGACGACAAAACCAGAAAAUACAGAGAAACAGAGUACAGGUGAUUUAAGGCAGUUYAUCCAGAAGGUAGAAGCCCAAGAGCCAUCSAGUGAGAAAGAUCAGAAGGAGAGAGAACUGGAUGAACGUAUAGCAAAAAUUCGACAGAAAAACUUGGACAUUUUGAAACGAAAAAUGGAAAUCGAAAGAGAAAAAGAGUUGUUUGGAUGAAACUUUUUGAGAUGUGGUUAACUUCAUAUAAUAGAUAUGCAAAGGUAACUUUUUUACUCUUUAUAAAACAUUGAUUUGGAUAUUUUGGAUAUCAAUCCUUUCUUCGUGUAAAUAUCUCCUUUUACUUCAUUUAAUUUUGUAGAAAAACAGACACAAUAAGCACUAGAUCUGACGGAUUUAUAUUGAAAAAAAUGCUUUUUUAAAAAAUGAUUUUUUUGGUCAAAUAGGACUACAAUUAGCGUUUCUCAAAUUCCUAAAUAAUCAAUGAAAAACAACAAUAACAGCAACAGCAAGACAAACAAAGUGGWUAAUUKAUGUAAUUGGCUGUUCGGUAUAUUCAUUGUCAAAGUACUUACUAUGGCAAUAGUGUUUUUUGGUGAUUUUUCUUUUCUAUCAUUAAUUAUUCAUGAAUUUGACAACAGCGUAUCAAACACCUUGAAACAGUUAAAAAAAUAUUAAAAACUCGCACAAUCUGUUACAUCAAAUACUGUAUAAACAAAGAAAGGGGGAGUGUUACCUCGAGAUGAACGGUUAACUUACAGUGAUAUAUAUUUUUUAUAAAAGUUAAUCCUUAGUAUUUCAAAGGAUUGUGUCCAUAUAAUCAUAUUUCGGGCGUUUCGAACGAUUAUAUGAAUAACAAGCAUAAGAACAGCAUUCAAUGCUUUAAAUUAUUGUUGUUGUUUUUUUGGUAUUAUUAAAUCUACAGUUUUGAGCAGUAGGAAGUAGAACCUUAGUUAAACCACAGGAACGAGAUUAUUUUUUAGUUUUGUAAUCGCUCGUUACCUUUAAACCCCUUUAAUUCGGCCACUGUUCGCAAUGAUGGGCUGGCCGUAUUGAGCAAACAGUGUCCGUACGACGUGGUUCCCCUGUCAAGGUCUGUCAAGGUAUUCCAGUGGCUUAAAUUCCUUAAUAACCAAAAACAACGCAAAAUAAGCCAAGACACUAGCAGAUCAAUAGCUCUAAGUAGAGAUUAUUUCUUUAAUCUUUCUUUGCAUUCAUUCCCUUGUUAUUCACACUAUUUGUUCUUAUUAUCAGUUGUUAUAACAAUCUUUGUCGAGGAUCUAUAGUGUAAAAAAAACAACAUAAAAUAUAUGUGAAACUAAUAGCACAUUCAUUCUCAUGGUCGUUUCCAACGUCGAAUUUCACAUGUUCGAUUUAACAAUCGUAGGUUAAGAGGAUGAUCGGUUGUUCCUUCACGUUAUCUACCGUUUAUAAGACUAGUGUUAUACUAGGGACGCAUGCAUAAGCGUCAGAUAAAUUCUGUAGCUGUCAUAACAAGAACUGAUCCUAGUCGUGGACUCYAUUGUGUUUUCUUGGCAUUAUACUUGUUCUUGCGUCCUGGUGAAACCACACUUUACGAAUCUACUUUGACAAUUUACGAAAACAAAUCGCGUUUACAUAUCGUUUUCGCGUGGCAAUGGCAACAAAUGCAACAAAAAAAGUAAAACUCAAAGAUUUAGAUUCUAAUAGACCUCGGAGACUUGACAAGUUUUAAUUAUGAAAUUCUUUGUAAAUGUGUUGUUUCUACCUUUAAGUUAACCRCAUAGUUUUAAUAUGUUGUAUAUAAAGUAAUGGUUUAUGAAAAAAACUUGAACAAAAAAUAAAAUAUGACAAUAAGUUACUGAA
Molecule: messenger RNA, 3921 nt
Organism: Exaiptasia diaphana
Lineage: Eukaryota; Metazoa; Cnidaria; Anthozoa; Actiniaria; Aiptasiidae
Product: serine/arginine repetitive matrix protein 1
Exons: 4
Coding region: 1-2295 (764 amino acids)
Source: RefSeq, a predicted model, not a curated record